GUAAAUUUUUUUUUUUUAAAAACCGGGAGUCAAAAAUUCUUAUCACCCGAUACAAUUUUAGUUCAUAACUCCCGGAAGGAAAAUAAAUUACUCCCAAACUGCUAUUGUAAAAAAAAAAAAUUGAAUAGUCUAAUUCGGCGGCUUACUCUCUAUGUAAAAGCCAAUUAAGUAAUACAAUAAAAUUAUAAUCGAGAUAAAUUAUUUAAUAGCAAAGAUGCUCUAAGAUCUCAUGGCACACAUAAUAAAUUGAUAAGGUACCGAUAUAAAGAGACAUUAAACAAAUUAAAUAAAAGAUAGACGCAUUAAAUCCGACAGUCAGUACGUUGACAGCAACUGUCGCGGAUCAUAUUUAUUUAUAUUUUUCUCAACACAAUCAAGUACCCAGUACAUAAAAAAAAACAACACUUGUUACUUUAAAAAAUAGUAGAUAAAAAAAAUAAAGUCGCUACUAAUUUAUAUAUUUUUUAAUGAUAAUUUAUUUCUUUUAUCAUAUCGUUGAGUCAUCGAUUGAUAUCACAGCUCAUUUGAAUUCUAAUGAUACAUGUCUUUGUAUGUCUCAACUUCUGGGCACACGGCCAGAAGAAUAAAUUAAUAACGCACUUGCUUAUAUAAUUAUUUAUAUUUAUAUAUAUUUAUAAACAAUUGUGAAAACUUUUGCGCAUAUAAUUUUUCAUAUUUAUUAAGACUGUGAUUUUUUAUUUGUUGUUUAAAUACUUCGCAGUGUAUCAGGUGAUUUUCGGUGAUAAAAAUGUCAACAGUUCCAUUAAAAUUAGACAUGUACGAUGAAGAUUCACGGCCCCGGGACUGGGACCCGAAGAAAACGGAAUGUCGGGGCCCGUUGAAAAUCGCACGCUUGUGUAUCUUAGGAAUUUUUCUGCCCGCGGUUUUGGUCGCGGGUCCGGUUUAUUUGCGGUAUCGCGUGUAUUCUGAACAACUGUACCCGCUGGCUGCUUCUGAUCAGAGGUUGAUUGACGCACGUGUCUCGACUACUUGGUGUCAGAGACAAGUUGUUAAAGUAAAUACGACAUUCAAUGCAUAUUUGAUUAACGGUGAACCCAAGAUUAAAGUUGAAACGACACCAGUCUCUAUGACGAGACAUUUGGUCUUGGAAGAUGAUAUGAAAGAAUACUGGGGCUUUUAUCUUUUGCGUGGGAGCAGUGUCACUGUUUCUACUUGUGUAAGAUGGCCCGGAGCAUCGCUGACAAUAAUCCGCGGUCAUAAACACUUACAUGAGUGCGCAUUUAUCGGUGACAAUAGUAGUGAAGAGUUGGAAGAAUUAUUAGAGAUAGCUGAGGAAAAAGGAAUAUUAAACGGCACCGGCUUAUCGCAGCUUAAAAACAACGCUCGGAGUAAUUUACCAAAAAAUAUGAAGCGCGUGCAGCCGGGGGUCCACUUCCAUCACCAAAAAAAUACACUCUACAGUGCUACGAAUAUCGCGAAUCAUUACAACAGCCAUGAACUUGACGCUCCGGCGAUGCGGGAAAUUUUGAAAAAUCUUUUUGCCAAAACUUUGGAGACCAAAAACAAACAAAAGUCCAAUCCGCAUCAUCACUACGAAGGAGUUUACAGAGACAGCGUUAAUAUCGACAGACCGCCAGUUAGUUUCGACAAUUUUUCCUGGAUUUCCGAGCAACUGAAGUCUUUGGAGAAGAUGACCGAGAGCCCGGUGUUGGAAAACGUUAAAACCACGACGGAGUUACCGGAAACCGGAGAUGAAUUUGUGGAGAAAAAAGUAAACGGUGAGCAAACUUCGACGGAAGUUUUCAAAGAUAUUUUAGAAAAAAUAAAUUCACUAGGCGACCGCGGGAAAAGUAUCAUUGGGAAACUGAUAGCGACAUUGGAUGAGUCGAAAAAUAAAACGCGCGACUGGACCAAAGUUUUGCACAACGCGAUUCAAAAUUCGACGAUAAAUCCCGCGGUGAAGAAGCGUCUCAAGCGGCAAUUGGUCUUGUCUUCCCCAUUGCAAGAGGCUCUGAAUGCUGAAGCCGACGCCGAAGACGCGGCAGUUGAAGAAGAAGACUUGAAUCCCGACGGAAUCGCCGAAGACCGGGGUUCGGUAAACGAGUCGACGUUAAACGACCGCAGCAAUUCGGAAUUCUGGAGCUCCUUCAGCAGCUCCGAGGAACGUUUACUAGACUGCAAAGGCCUGAUCCUAAAUCUCCCCCUGACUCCCCAUCAUUUCUGUUCGCCCAAAUACGAGAGCCAGCACUCGGCAGCGUCGAUGGCCAACGCCGUUACCUAUCGCGUUCCCAUUGACGGCUACUACUUUUUCGUCUUCAGUUCUGAAAACGAAGUGCAGUCCAAUUACAUCCGCAUACAAUUUGAUUUGCUGAAGACGGCCUACAAUACGUCCCAGCCGAUUUUCGAGUGCAAAAAUUCAACCCAGGAAUGCGCGUUGCCGUUCAAUUUCUUCAGCUGGGAACGGACCGUUUUGGAGCUUCCCGUCACGAGCAACGAUUCUCAGUGGAAUGAAGAGUACGUCGUCGUAUCUCAGUGCGAGCCACGUACUGCUAUUUAUCUUGUUUGCAUGAUAACAGUACCACUACUUAUUCUUUUAUUUGCAUUUCAUUAAUUCUAUAAAUAAAAUUUAAAAAAAAAUUCUUGCCGUCAGUUUAAAAACGGGGAAAAGUUUACAACAAAAGACUAGAUAUCAGUAUUUUACUCUCAUUUUGUUAUCAAUACCUCAAAGGCGCGUGAUAAUUAAUAUUGUAAAUAAAUAAUAAUAAUAAUAAUUAUAGUGAUAAUGUACCUGUAAGACUGUUAAGCUGUGCUAAGUUUAUUGUUUUUGAUUCUUUUAAUAAUAAUGAUAAUAAUGAUAAGAAGAAGAAGAAGAAGAAGAAGAAUUAGUUGUUACGGUAUUAAAUUCACAGGAACCACUAAAACAAAAGUCGUGAUUUCUUAAUUGAUAAAUCUUAAUUACUUAAAUUUAAAAACCUCUUUAAGUAUAAAGGAUAACAGUUUUUGUGUUUAAUUAAUAUCCGUGCUGGAGGUGAAUCCGUUUCGUUUAAUCCAUAAUAUUUUUCGCUGGCAACGCUCCCCCGAACCACCAACUGAACUAUACUUUGCUUUACUACAGUAAUAAUAACAACUGUAGACCCUACGGAUACAUUUGACCUCCUGAUACUGUGUAUA
Messenger RNA from Microplitis mediator, 3132 nucleotides. RefSeq lists its product as uncharacterized. The transcript is spliced from 5 exons. Lineage: Eukaryota; Metazoa; Arthropoda; Insecta; Hymenoptera; Braconidae. Bases 749 to 2572 code for a protein of 607 amino acids. The record is from RefSeq and is a predicted model, not a curated record.